UUAUUAGGAAGACACGAGGGGUGUUUAUAAAAGAUGAGUUGAAAAAGGUUUACUUCUAACAAAGAAAGAACAGAACAGAGAGAUUACUUUUUAACUACGACUACGACCCGUUCUUAUUUUGUGUACCACAAAACCUCCUGAAAAUUUCAUAGUUUUUUAACUUUGUAAAAUUUGCAAACUUUCUCAACUGACAAAGAAAAGGCCAAAAGCGGUGGUGGUGGAGUUUCAGGGAUGGAGAAUGAGGCGGAGAUUGAUCGGUUGCCAAUGGACCUUCUGGCUCAUAUCUUUGUUAUGAUCAAUUCAUUCACUGAUUUGGCCCAGGCAAGCUGUGUUUGCCGGAAAUGGAAACACGGGGUGAAGCGGUCAAUGGGUCGAAGAGAGAAUUUGAGCUUUGCUGGUUGGAAGAUGGACGAUGACUCCACAGCUCGUCUUGUUCGCCAUGCCUACAGCCUCAAAGAACUCGACAUUUCAAGGGGCCGUUGGGCUUGCCAUAUAACUGACAAUGGACUACAUGAAAUAUCCAAGGCCAAGUGCAUUGGCAAUUUAACAUCCAUAUCCCUUUGGGGUAUGACUGGGAUUACAGAUGAAGGUGUUGUUCGUCUGAUAUCAAAAGCUAAUUCCUUGCAGCACCUGAAUAUUGGUGGGACAUUUAUCACAGAUGAAUCACUGUUUGUCAUUGCAGAAAGCUGUCCACAACUGAAGAGUAUCGUCCUAUGGAGCUGCCGCCAUGUAACUGGGAACGGUCUUUUGAUUCUUGUAAACAAGUGUCGGAAGCUCGAGUCGAUAAAUGUAUGGGGAACUAGAGUUUCUAUGGACUGCUUCAUUUCUUUGCUUACAAUUAGUCCAGCCCUUCAGAUAAAACCCAGAGGCCUACUGUUAGAUGUUGGCAAUGCUCCUCUAUUGCCACUUGCAUAAGAAAUCCACUCUUAUGGUUGCUUGGAAAUUUGCUUUGUGUGUAUAGAUAAAUAUUUUUUUACUUCAAAAGUUUGUGACUCAUCAGCUAAACAUAUCCUUGCCCAUUGCCAAAGGAGAAAAGGUGUGUGGAGGGAGAGGAUUUUAGGAGCUAUUUCAAGCUCUUCUUCUUCGUGGUUCAUUUCAGAUUGUAUUCUUUUAUGUAAAGAUGUAAAUAAGUUACAAAAAAUAAUAAAAAUAAAUAAAAUGAAUAAGAGAAUUAAAGGAUCA
Ziziphus jujuba (common jujube) is the source of this 1182-nucleotide messenger RNA. Its product is annotated as F-box protein At5g67140. Gene Ontology annotation, molecular function: protein binding. Gene Ontology annotation, biological process: SCF-dependent proteasomal ubiquitin-dependent protein catabolic process. NCBI's taxonomy places the organism in Eukaryota, Viridiplantae, Streptophyta, Magnoliopsida, Rosales, Rhamnaceae. The transcript is spliced from 5 exons. The coding region runs from base 232 to 915 and encodes 227 amino acids. Gene Ontology annotation, cellular component: SCF ubiquitin ligase complex. The record is from RefSeq and is a predicted model, not a curated record.